This is a messenger RNA of Trichoplusia ni (cabbage looper), 1272 nucleotides long. RefSeq names its product omega-scoloptoxin-Ssm1a (gene bou). The transcript is spliced from 3 exons. The record is from RefSeq and is a predicted model, not a curated record. Gene Ontology annotation, biological process: positive regulation of voltage-gated potassium channel activity; regulation of synaptic transmission, cholinergic; sleep. Bases 114 to 533 code for a protein of 139 amino acids. NCBI's taxonomy places the organism in Eukaryota, Metazoa, Arthropoda, Insecta, Lepidoptera, Noctuidae.
UUGAUUGAAGCCGUUACUGCGUGUACUUGCGUCGACAGUGCAGUUUAUUUUCACAUUUGCUCAUUAUUUAUCAUAUAUAAUACGAAUUUCAUGAAUAAAAUAUAUAAGUUACCAUGAAGAGUUUGCCAGAAAAAGUCUUCCUCUACCUUUGUGUAACGUUUGCAACUAUAAAAUCAGUUUAUUCCAUAGAAUGCUACCAGUGUUCUGGGACGGACUCGAAUAAUCCGUUUCAGUGCAAUGAGUUUUUAGAAAACGAUGUUGACUUAGUCCCCGUUGACUGUGCGACGAUACAUAACGCUCAGUACUGUAUAAAACAUGUUGGGAGAUACGAAGGUGGCAUCAGCACAAAGAGGUUUUGCUCUUCAUUAGACCUGGGUAACUACUGCAACUAUGUCCAACAGCCAGGAGACAAGCUGGAGUACCGGACUUGUAUAUACACAUGUAGCACGGACGGAUGUAAUGCAGGCACUAAUUUGAAGACAUCUGCUAUUGUUUUAGUUGCUCUUUUCAUUGUAAAAUGCUUUAUUUUAUGAGAUGAUGAAUCAUUCCUCUUUUUUAACUUCAGUAUAUUAGUUUUUGACUUACCUGAAUUCCAAAACUUGCAGGUUUUACAGUAUCAUUAGUGCAAAUAUAAAUUGCAAAGACAAAUUGAGUUGGGUUGAACUAUUCAUUCGUUCAUUUGUUUCUAUCGGUUAACAUAAUCUUUCUCAUCAUAGUAAUGAUAAUUUAAAUUGAAUAUGAGAAUGAUGAAUCAAUCUUAAUAGAAUCUCAAAUUUUAACCUCUUAUAUUGCGUGCUUGUGUGCCAGAUUCAAAUAAUAAGAUACAUAGUCAUAUGUAUGUUAAAAUUAUACACGAUUAUUUCAUAUACAAAAAAAAAACACUGACUGUUAUUGGUUUUCAUUCUAAAAUCUAUCAUUUAUUUUAAGUAUCAUAAUUUUAGUUAAUAAGUAAAUAUUAGACAAAUGAAUUACUAGGUACCUUACACUGCCUUAAAAUGUGUACAAGAAUAUAUUUUUACGAUUUUUGUAAAAAAAAUUGACUACAUCCGUCCAAUCGCAUUUUGCUAGAAUAUAGUGUAUAAGAGUAUAUUUCAAGAUACAUUGACUUGUAUUUUUUCUUUUGCAGAGAACUAAUUUAUUAUAUAUAUUUCCAUUGUGUUAUGUCAUCACGUAGUUUAGUUUCUGUUAAACCGACUGACUAGAAGAUAAAAUAGUGAUCUGAAAUAUUAUACCUAUACAUGCUUUUGUAUAAUAAACAUUUUCCAUGAAAUA